GCCGAAGAUCCGGAGAGCAGGAAGAGGCAAGGCAACACACAACUUGAAAGAAAAAGGACGCAAAGAUGCCAUUGGCCAUCUGAUCUGUGUUGCUGAUUCAGGAUGGCGGACUCGUACUCGGUGACGUGCUCGGCGUUCACAGUUACGGUUUUCUCUUCGUUGGGAGUGCUGAUACUCGCCGUCGUUGUGCCGGUUUCAUUGCCUGGGUGGCGAGCCGCUGACCGACAUGCGUUUUUUGAGAGUGGUGGCUAUGUGGAGGUGCGUCAGGGUUAUGGGCUGCAGUUCUACACCCUCACGAUGAAGCAGGUGGGCAGCGGGGCCACCAUCCGAUGCGAGUCGCACCUUGUCGAAUGGGACCUCCCAGGCGAUGCGAGCGCACGGCAUUCGGGCCGCCAGGAACUCCAGGAGUGCUCGGGGAAGCACAACGAGAACUGCGAGUGCGUCUCGUCUUACAAGUUCCUGAUCAGACAGAGCACGGCAAAGGGCGACGACAAGGCAGCUGCUGUUUGGCGAGAUCUCAGGACGGCGGGUCUCUUUACGUACAUCGCCAUUGGCGGCGUCUUGUCCCUGCUGACGGUAGCGGGCUGUGGUUUCUGGGCUUCUGCGUCUGAGCGCCCGGUUUUCCACAAACCACCAUUUCCCGACGACGCCAUUGGGUCCGGUUUCCACACGGCGGCCUUCUGCUUUUCCAUUGUGGCCUUCGCUGUGUGGCUAACUCUCACCGACUAUGACCUGUGCUUCGACGAGGGGAACAGGAGCAUGAAUGGGGCUUCCUGUCCACUGGGUCUGCCCGCCUACUUCAUGAUCUGCGCUUCAGGCCUUUUUCUCGGUGUAGCGGUGGUUUGGCAGUGGUGGUCGGUUGCUGCCUGCCGAAGAUUGGCGACUCCCCGUGUGACAGUGUCUGCACCGUCGGGUCGGCAGUCAGCGACGCUGCCGCUGCCUGUGCAAGUGGUCGGCAAGGCCAGCAAUCCCCAGGACGACACGAUUACCGUCACGACAAGCGCAACGAUUGCUGGGAGUGUCUGACUGACUGACACCCACACACUCACCGAUCCAAGAGCCCACUCUCUCACUCACCUAGUAGUGAAUGUCGACGACUUGUUCAGGAAUGAUGCAUUCUCUUCUGCUUUUCUUCCCC
Vitrella brassicaformis is the source of this 1138-nucleotide messenger RNA. The record is from the annotation of a GenBank genome assembly. NCBI's taxonomy places the organism in Eukaryota, Vitrellaceae.